Molecule: messenger RNA, 1743 nt
Organism: Nothoprocta perdicaria
Lineage: Eukaryota; Metazoa; Chordata; Aves; Tinamiformes; Tinamidae
Gene: LRRC15
Product: leucine rich repeat containing 15
Exons: 1
Coding region: 1-1743 (580 amino acids)
Cellular component (GO): extracellular matrix
Molecular function (GO): protein binding
Source: RefSeq, a predicted model, not a curated record
AUGGAGCAGAGUGGCUGGCUCCUGCUGCUCGUGGGCUUGCACGCGGCCUGCGUYGCCCGUGCGCAAUGCCCAGAGCAGUGCCAGUGCGUCCGCACCGCCCAGGUGGAGUGCUCCGGUGCCGGCAUCGCUGCCGUCCCCAGCCCCAUCCCUGCCAACACCAUGACCCUGCAGAUCAUCAACACGCGCAUCACGGAGCUGGGCGCCGCCUCCUUCGGCAACGCCUCCAUGCUCAUCGGGCUGCGCAUCGAGAAGAACGACCUGUCRCGCCUCAGCCCCAGGGCCUUCCAGUACCUGCCCUCCCUGCGCUACCUCAGCCUGGCCAGCAACAAGCUGCAGGAGCUGCCCUUGGACGURUUCGAGCCCUUGGGCCAGCUGGAGUCGCUGCUCCUGUCCAGCAACCAGAUCCUCCACGUUGAGCCCUCCCACUUCGCCCAGCUGAGCAACCUCAAAGAGCUGCAGCUGCACGGCAACAACCUGCACGAGCUCUCCGAGGGGGUGUUCGACCCACUCACCAGCCUCACCAAGCUGAACCUGGCCAGGAACAACAUYGAGCGCCUGCCACCCCAGGCCUUCGAGCGGCUGACACGGCUCCAGGUGCUGCGGCUGUACGAGAACCGGCUCCGGCACAUCCCUGCGGGCACGUUUGAUGGGCUGCCGGAGCUGGAGGAGCUGGGGCUGCACCAGAACCAGCUGGAGACGCUCUCGCCAGAGCUCUUCACACACAACGAGCGCCUCCAGAAGCUCUAUCUCUCCAACAACCUCAUCACCGCUCUGCCCAGUGGUGUCUUCCUGCCCUUGCGUGCCCUCUCCAAGAUCACCCUGCACGUCAACCGGCUGCGGGAGAUCGCCCCUGGUGCCUUCGGGUCCAUGCCCAACCUCAAGGAGCUGUGGCUCUAUGACAACGAGCUCACCRGCCUCCCUGAGGGCAUCUUCAGCAACCUCACCGAGCUGCAGCUCCUGGUGCUGAGCAAGAACCAGCUGCGCUCGGUGUCGGCGGGAGCUUUCCGGGGCCUGGGCGAGCUGCUGGAGCUGUCGCUGCACAGCAACGCGCUGCAGCGCCUGGACGCCGGCGCUCUGCAGGGGCUGCCCAAGCUGCAGAACAUCUCGCUGCAGAGCAACCAGCUGCGGGGGCUGCCGCGGGGCCUCUUCGAGGCCACACCGGCGCUGAGGAAGGUGCAGCUGCAGGGCAACGUCCUGGAGAACCUGCCGGCGGGCGUCUUCGCCCCGCUGGCCGCCCUGCGGGAGGUGAGGCUGCACAACAACUCCUGGCGCUGCGACGAGAAGAUCCUCUCCCUCAAGACGUGGCUGGAGGCCAACCAGCACAAAGUGGGCGAGAUCCCACCGGUGUGUGCCCUGCCGCUGCUGCUGCGGGGCGCUCCCAUCGUGGGGCUGCAGCGCGAGCAGCUGCUCCCCGACGGGCUGCCCACCACGGCCGAGCCAGAGCGCUUCCCGGCCACCUCCCAUCCCAGCACCGCGCUCUCGGCACAGCCACCUGCUCCAGCCGCCACGGCCACGGAGAUGGGGCACCCCACGGGGCUGCCGACUGCGCCCGGCCUUGCCGAGGAGGAGCAGGAGGAGAGGGGGCAGUGGGGGCUGACGCGGGUGCAGAGCGGGGUGGUGGUGGCAGUCAUCGUGCUGGUGUGCACGGCCCUGCUCUGCGCUCUCGUGGCGCUGGUGGUCUACAGCUGCAGGAAGAAGAGCAAUAUCGUGCUCAUGAGGAUGAAGGCGCCCAACGAAGCCUGA